AAAAAAAAAAAAAUCAGUUGCUGGUGCACAAUUUGCUUCCUCUCUUUACAAUCAACCUCUCACGUGAGUUUUCCAGCUUUUUCUUAAUUGGUUUUCGGGUUUUCUUUCGGAUCUUUUCUUGCCCGGAUCUACUCAAUGCACUGCAGAUCCAUUUCUAUAGAUACAGCACUGUACUAAUAGUUUAGUUCAAGGUUCUCCUGUUUUGAGAAUUUGAAGGUUUAGUUGUGAAAUAAUGAGCUGCAGUAGUGAUUACCGCAGAAUAGUUUGAUUUGGUCGGCGGUAAGGGAAUAUUUUCGGUUGAUUGUGUAAGUGACGAUUCUGUUGAGUAAUUCUGUUGGUUUCAUUGGAGGUGCUGAAUUUUUGUUAAUGUGAUUAGGGUUUGUUUUUGUUUAUACGAGCGUGUGAAUUACGAUUGUUGUUGUUACACAUUUUGAAGUGGAACUGUGGUUUUAAUUGAAAUUUGGAAAUUGAGUAAUCUUAUGCUUUUAAGGUGUGAUUUGUGGGUUCUUCAUGAUGGUAUCGACGUGAAUUCUCCACUGAUGAGGUGCAAAUUUGCGGUGGCCAAAUGGAAGAUGGACAGAUGCCUCCAUCCCCAGCAAUGAGAAUCUCUCCGAGGAGGGAGUUGAGGGCUGAGAAUCAUAAGAGAGGACGUAGCCUCGAGAGUGCGAUUCCCUAUCAGGAGAAGGAUGAUGAUCUUGCUCUGUUCAAUGAGGUGCAAAACAAAGAAAAAGAGAAUUUCUUGCUUCAAUCAAAUGAUGACUUUGAAGACGCCUUUUUGACAAAAUUAAGACACUUUUCAGAUCGUAAGGGUGGAAUCACCAUUCCUGCUCGGGGAGAGAGUUGUAACCUGCUCAAUGCAGAAGGAGAUAAAAAUGAUUAUGAUUGGUUAAUAACUCCUCCGGAGACUCCACUUUUUCCUUCUUUGGAUGACGGGACACUACCAGUUAAUGUAGUACAGAGGGGCAGGCCGAGGAGUCAACCUGUUUCAAUCUCAACAUCAUCUACUAUAGAGAAGAGUUAUAGAAGCAGUAGAGGUAGUGCGAGUCCCCAUCGCCUUAGCUUAUCUCCUCAGUCUGGCAAUAGUAUAUCACAAUCAAGGAACCGGACAUCUUCAGAACCUCAUUUAAGUCCUCCACCUAGAUUGCAUCAUCUGGCUCCUGUAAGGAGACCAUCUCCCCCACCAAGUAAGCCAUCAGUACCUGCUGUGAGAUCUAGUUCACCAAAUCCUCAGAGGAUAAGCACUGGUUCUGCUUCCCCAUCACGGAUGAAAGGCACCUCCCCUGUCAAGACAAGUAGAGGGAAUUCCGCUUCACCCAAAAUAAGGGCAUGGCAAUCUAACAUUCCAGGGUUUUCAUCAGAAACACCUCCUAAUCUUCGUACAUCACUGGCUGAUAGGCCAGUAUCAUAUGUGAGGGGAUCCUCUCCGGCAUCCAGAAAUGGCUCCAGAUCUGGGAGAGAAUCAAUGUCUCCAACUGCUACCAGAAGUGUCAGUUCCCCAUACACUCCUGACCGAGACCUGUUUAGUUCCCACAGCAAAGGUUCAGCUGCAUCAUCUGGUGACGAUGAUAGGGAGUCUCUAAAAUCCAUUCCUGUGAGCAGCUCAGACCGCUCAGCUCCAAGAAACAUAGGCGCUAUCCCAAAUAAUAGAGCUCUGGGCUACUCUAAGAAGCCAGCUAAAAUUGUGUCAAGUUCUGCUCCAAAAAGAUCCUUUGACUUGGCUCUUCGACAAAUGGAUCAUCAGAAAGGUCGUCAAAAUAUGUUUAGGCCUCUUUUGUCCAGUGUCCCCAGUUCUACAUUCUAUGCUGGAAAAGCAAGUGCAUCCCAUCGUUCUAUGAUGUCCAGAAAUUCUUCAAUCACAACUAGCAGCAAUGCCAGUUCUGAUCAAUGGACUACUGGUGCUCAUGAUAUUGAAGAAAGUGAGCAAAACCAAGAUGACUUAACCAGUGAAUGUAUAAAGGGACGCUAUCCAGAGGAGCACGACGAAAUAUUUGUCUUGGAUCAGGUUGAUGCUUUUAAUGAAGGUGUUGGGAAGAAAAUCCACGAGGGAUCACCUAGCAGUCAAUAUGAUAAAUUUAUUGGCAACUCUCUGGUCAAUUCUCAGUUUGUCAUUGAUGAGGUUUGCAGCCAGCUUGAUACUACUAUAGAUGUUACCACAUCUUCUGUUGUCUUGGACAGGAAAGAUGAUUAUUCUGAUGCUGAGGGUCUUGAGGAUAUGGCAAUUUGCUCGAAAUGUGGUCACAAGUUUGAAUCCACGGAUAUGUUAAUGGAAGGAGACCUAUAUUUUUGUCCAGAAUGUAGAAGUUUGGAAGCACCUUCAACUUCAACAACACUUCCAAAGGUAAUGAUCGCUUGUGAGAACGCUUUAGGAAAUUCAGUGAAGAUUUUACAAAAUGGGUCAUUUGAAGCUUUGGAGUGUUCUGCACAAAUUUCAGAACCAUUGCAAGUUAUAAGUGUUGAUGAAGCCAGAGAUGAUCAUCUUAACAAGAUUACUGACGAGGGUCAACACUGUAGCCUGAACUUCUCACUAGAUAACUCUCUUGAACUGUUGGCCGUGGAGGAAGUUGAGCUAAAAACCGAGAAGCAAGAAAUGUGUCUACCAUCUGAUGGUGACACUGGCCAUCAGCAGUUGGAGCAUGCAAGGGACGACCCUAAUUCAAAAGUUGAUGUUUCAGAAGGUGCAGGUAUAUCUGUGCUGCUUAAGAGAUCAAGUAGGGACAAAGGACGUGUUGUUCAAAGCAGGUGUUUUUCAGCAGCUAACAUCAAUUAUGAUGAUUUCUCCCAUGUGACGGACAGAAUAUACAGCAUGAGAAGCUCCUUGGGGCAUGGCAGUACAUCUGUUUCGUCUUCCGUUGACUUGGGAUCACCUAGGCAAAAAGAAACUCGUGUCCGACGGCAAUUAAGUAGUGAUAAUUCGGAUGUAGAAAAUUACAGAUAUGAGAUGAUUAUGAAGCACAAACGCUCCAUAUCUUCCUUGUCUGGUUCUUCAAGUCAUGCUUUGAAAGUCCGAAGUGUCACAGCAAACUCUCAUGAAGAUAGUUUCGAGGUAGUUGCUGUCAACGAGGAAAAAGAUGUCAGGAAGGUGACAGGCACAGAUCCUUCUGCAAAAUCACUGGCUUCAGAAUUUACAGAAGAAGAAAGUAUCUUCUCUAAUGUUGAAAGUAACAAGAAUUUUAAAACUAACUCUAAACUGUCAUCACAUAUGAUAAACACCCAUCUAGGAGAUACUCCCUUUGUAUCAGUUUCGGAAUUUGAAGAGCCAGCAUCAAAUGAGGAUGGUGAGAACAUGUCAAAGAAGUCAAGUAAUCCCAUGAAUAUAGAAGCAUCAUCAACCCUUCCUGAGGGUUGCACGCCAGCGGAAGAUGCCUUACCUUUAUGUGCUGAUUGGGUGGAUGUGGGAGAGCUUCCUAAUCAAAGCUCUUCGGAUGCUAUAUCAGAAAUCGAAAUUAAGAAUGAUGAUACUGGUUCUCCUGAUUCACAAUCUGUAAUUGAUUCCACUGAUUCAAAGAGCAACAUGAAUGAAUUGCAGAAUUCUUCUGUGCUGGCGGCAUCCAAUAAUGUUAUAACAGCAUCUGUUAAAGAAUCUGACCCCUCAGAUCAUGCUUGUGACAUCCUUGAGGAAUCGACUGUCGUGCUAGAGGACCGAGGAGGAAUGAAGGCUAGAAGCCUAACCCUAGAAGAAGCAACGGAUACAAUACUCUUCUGCAGCUCAAUUGUCCACAAUUUGGCGUAUGAGGCUGCAAAUAUAGCAAUAGAGAAAGAAAACUCGGUCCCAUUGGUAGAUUUGCAGCCGACAGUAACAUUCUACGGGAAGGGCGAUGUUGAUAGAAGGGAUAUACGUUCCAGAGCAAUGGGAAAACGUCCUUCCAAGUCCAUGAAACCUCGACCAAAGAAAUUGGAAACAGAUAAAAAACUUCCUCCGGAAAAGAACAUUGAAAGUGAUGAGAAAACCGAUGUAGCUACUACACAUAUUGUUGGAGUUCCAGAUACCGUUGAUAACACGAGACCUCCAAAGCUGGAGUCGAAAUGCAAUUGCACAAUAAUGUGAGUGGUUUCUUGUUUGCAGGAGAGGAAUAGUUUUUUCUUGUUUGUUGCUAGUGUUUUGUAAGAAAUACGUUGUAAAGUUCUAAUUUUUACUAGGCUGAUGAUAGUGAAUGGAAUUGGAGAUUAUAGACCGCUCCAAUUUGCCUUAUUCUUGUUUGUUAUUAUUCAUUUUUAAUUUAAUUUGGUGAAGUUACUCAAUCACAGAGUCGAUUGUGAAA
Molecule: messenger RNA, 4259 nt
Organism: Olea europaea var. sylvestris
Lineage: Eukaryota; Viridiplantae; Streptophyta; Magnoliopsida; Lamiales; Oleaceae
Exons: 7
Coding region: 566-4045 (1159 amino acids)
Biological process (GO): cortical microtubule organization
Cellular component (GO): cortical microtubule
Source: RefSeq, a predicted model, not a curated record